Miscanthus lutarioriparius is the source of this 369-nucleotide messenger RNA. The record is from the annotation of a GenBank genome assembly. Lineage: Eukaryota; Viridiplantae; Streptophyta; Magnoliopsida; Poales; Poaceae.
AUGCCCGUCCCGGCCAGGUGCGUUGAGUACCGGCCCCGGCGGUGGUGCAUGCUGAACCCCAUCAGCGCUGGGGACGUCAGGGCCGGCGGCCGGCUCGCGGACAACGUCGGGUACGCGUGCUCCUGCGCCGACUGCACGGCGCUGGGCUACGGCUGCAGCUGCGGCGCACUGGACGCGUGUGGGACCGCAUCGUACGCGUUCAACGCCUACUACCAGGUGCAUGGGCAGGUGGAGUCGGCGUGCGACUUCCAAGGGAUCGGUGUCGUCGUCCACGAGGAUGCGUCGCAGGGCGCGUGCAACUUCAGCGUGCAGCUCGUCGGGUCAGGGGCGCCAGCACUGGCCUCUGUUUCUUGUGUUGCUUUCACCUGA